CGUGAAUCAAUAAUAUCGGCGAUAAGUCAUGUUGGUGAUUGGGAAGUGGGCGAUCGAUGUAAAAUUGGUGAUCGAGUUGGUAAUAUUGUUUUCAUUGGACCUACUCGUUUUGCACCGGGCGAAUGGAUCGGCGUCGUUCUGGAUGAACCAGUCGGGAAAAAUGAUGGAAUGGUGGAUGGAAAGCGCUACUUUCAGUGCGAUCCCAAUCAUGGCUUAUUUUGUAAGGCGAGUAAAUUGGAGCGUGUUACCUUGUCACCAGCAUCGAAUGCUGGAUGUUCCGAUAAAGUAUCCACGAAUCCUUUCGCUGCACAAUUCGGAUUUGAUGUUGGUGAUCGUGUAGUGGUAUCAGGCGAAAAGAAAGGAACAUUGAGAUUUCUUGGGAAUACCGAAUUCAAGGAGGGUGUUUGGGCUGGUAUCGAACUCGACCAACCGCUUGGUAAGAAUGACGGCAGUGUACAGGUAGUCUUGGCAUUGUUCUGA
This is a messenger RNA of Anisakis simplex (herring worm), 480 nucleotides long. The record is from the annotation of a GenBank genome assembly. NCBI's taxonomy places the organism in Eukaryota, Metazoa, Nematoda, Chromadorea, Rhabditida, Anisakidae.